Molecule: messenger RNA, 1478 nt
Organism: Erythranthe guttata (spotted monkey flower)
Lineage: Eukaryota; Viridiplantae; Streptophyta; Magnoliopsida; Lamiales; Phrymaceae
Source: RefSeq, a predicted model, not a curated record
AAAAAAAAAACAAAAAUAAUUAGAAAUCACCACACCACGGAGACUCUUGGCAGAAGAAGUCCCCAAAAAAGAAGAAAAACGAACAAUCUAUUCCUUUUCGAAGGCGGUAUAAAGAAAAAAAAUCACUUUAGCGUUCCAUGAAAGUGGGUUGCAGAUGGUAUCAAGAUUAUGAAUUCAAUCAACUGGAGUUUCAAAAUCAUCAAUCAUUCGAAGUUAUUCGAUUGAGUUGUUCCGGUAGCCAAACACCGUAAACAAAAAAAAACGAAGAAAAAGGAAUGAGCAAAGAGGAGGGCGAUAAACGGAAUAAUACAUGGGCGCAACCAAAGAGAGAUUAUCAGGAAAAAGAAGAGGGCAUUAAACUAUGGCGAAUUCUAGUUUUUGGAUUCAUCGGAGCUACUCUCACCAGAGUCGCUGUUACCAGAUUACUGAGGACUGCUGAUCGGGUAUACUCGCAGUCGAGCAGGUCUCAGUCAUCUCGGAAGAGUAGUCGUUCUUUUCGAACUGAUUUUCAAGAGGAUGCAUGGAAAAGAUAUAAUCGUCGUAUGCAAGAAAAAUACGAAGAAGAAAUGGAGAGAGUGGAGCGAAUUCGGCGGAUGCAAACUGUAUUUAACAGAGAGAGAAACAAGUUUAGAAGGGGUUACGAGAGCUGGCAAGAAAAUGGUGAAAGUGCAUACAAUCAGCGUUCUCAGAGGAACGAUUGGUACUGGAAAGCAGAUUCCUCAUUCAGAGAUUACAAUAAUGGUUUUAAGGGGACUCCUACUCCCAAUUCAAGAGCUCCAUUAUCACAUCAUUAUUCAGUCCUUGGCCUUGACAGGCUGAGGACAAAACCCUACACAGAUGACGAGAUAAAGUCAGCGUUCAGAACAAAGGCGAAGCAAUUUCACCCCGACCAGAAUCAGAAUAAGAAAGAGUUUGCUGAAGCAAAAUUCAAGGAAAUUAUGGUGUCGUACGAGGCUAUCAAGUCUGAAAGAAAGAGCAAAUAAUCACCGGUAAGACAGCUUUCCACGCUGUCAUAUUCACCAUUAAUAGAUGUUGUGUUGGACAGUGGUGAUAAAAUUUGUCUGAAUUUAUUUAUUUAUUUAUUUUUUCCUUUUUUUUUCGAUUUUGAGGUGGGUAGUAUAAUUAUAGAUUCGGAUACUUGUUCUGGAGCCUCCUGUAAUCAUGUAAAAGGAAAUAAGUAUACAUGGUCACUGGAUUAGUUACGAAAUCAUAAUAUGAUUGUUACUGCAGUGAUGUAAAUUUUCUAAAACAUACUCCUUGUUAAUAUUUGCUCUACUGUAGAGAAACUGUGCUCGGAUAUGUUUCGAAAAAAAACGAGUAGGAAAUAAGAUUGAAUGUUUUCCUGUACGAUGGAAUUGCGUAGGCGUAUAGUUUUAUUUUGGUAUUCCCGACUGUUUUAGGAGAAUUGUUCUUCUUGAAAAUGUGGAUACCGGAGGGAGAUUUAUUCAAGACGCAAUGUAUUUUUUUUUCCUACUUAU